GUGUUCUGUGUGUGUGUGUUUUUUUUUGGGGGGGGGGUGUCUGUUCUCUGGCAUGUUGCAGGUUUAUGUGUAAUUUAUUGUUUCCUGUUAAAAGACCAGACUGUGCAUUUCAGGCUCUGAACUCUGAACCUCCUGGUGAACCUGGCUGUUUUCAAGAGCCGAGGAGGAUUUGGUUUGAAGUUGAUUAAAGAGCACAAGGAGAAAAAAGAAGUGCAAAAAGUGUGACUUGAAGAAGAGUGUUGAACAGCUGUGAAGCUGUGAGGGUAUUUAGGCCCAUUUUUGAAGGGGGUUCUUAGGUUUAGAGCCAGUUUCACAUUCGAAAAGCUGCAGGCUGUUGUCCACAGGCUGAACCCUCACACACACACACAGUUUUGGGCGAGUCAGAACACUCAGCACUGUCUGGGGGGGUCAUUUCUAAAACCCUGGUGGUGCAACACAGCGAUGGCCAUGGUGGGUGGGGGAUGGGGCAACCCUAAUGGGAGCACCAAUGGCCUAGGGGAGAAGGGCUACCUGCAGGGGGAGGAGGAUGAGAGCUCCCCGCAGGCAGGGAACAGCGAUGCAGAGGGGGGAGAGGACGACAAGGCCUGUGUGGUGGACUGCGUGGUCUGUGGGGACAAGUCCAGUGGCAAGCACUACGGUGUCUUCACCUGCGAGGGCUGCAAGAGCUUCUUCAAGAGGAGCGUCCGCCGCAACCUCAGCUAUACCUGCAGAUCAAACAGAGAAUGCCAGAUCGAUCAGCAUCAUCGCAACCAGUGCCAAUACUGUCGUCUGAAGAAGUGCUUCCGUGUUGGCAUGAGAAAAGAGGCAGUCCAGCGUGGGCGCAUCCCGCCAUCCCACUCAGGCAUCAGCCCCACCUCCAUGGUUGGUGGUGGUGGUGGUGGUGGGGUCGGUGGACCGGCCAUGGGGGGUGACUUUUUCAACGGUCAGCCUGCGCCCGAGCUUAUAACCCAGCUCCUGAGAGCUGAGCCCUACCCCAGCAGCCGCUAUGGAGCCCAGUGUGGCCAGCAGCUCGGGGGAGGCAACAGCGCCGUCAUGGGCAUUGACAACAUCUGUGAGCUGGCGGCCCGGCUACUCUUCAGCAUCAUUGAGUGGGCCCGGAACAUUCCCUUCUUCCCUGACCUGCCUGUGUCGGAGCAGGUGGCUCUGCUGCGGCUCAGCUGGAGCGAACUGUUCAUCCUGAAUGCGGCCCAGUCGGCCCUGCCGCUCCACAUGGCCCCACUGCUGGCUGCCGCUGGAUUCCACGCCUCGCCCAUGUCUGCCGAGCGUGUCGUCUCCUUCAUGGACCAGGUGCGCGUCUUCCAGGACCAGGUGGACAAACUGACGCGGCUGCAGGUGGACUCCGCCGAAUACAGCUGCCUCAAAGCCAUCGCCCUCUUCUCUCCAGAUGCGUGUGGACUGACAGACCCAGCCCAUGUGGAGAGUCUACAGGAGAAGGCCCAGGUGGCCCUGACCGAAUACGAGCGCAUGCAGUAUCCCACCCAGCCGCAGCGUUUCGGCCGUUUGCUGUUGCGCCUGCCCUCGCUCAGAGCCGUGCCCGCUAACCUCAUCUCUCAGCUCUUCUUCAUGCGGCUGGUUGGCAAGACGCCCAUCGAGACGCUCAUCCGAGACAUGCAGCUCUCAGGCAGCUCAAUUAGCUGGCCUUAUGUGCCCGGACAGUAACCGAGUUGACUAGCUGCAGUCAGCUGCUCAGACUGACUUCCAUGUUUUGUGUGGGCUUUAUAGGUUCUCAGUAUGUGAUUUCUUAGUCGCUGCGUGAAUGUUCAUGUUGUGUUAUAUUCUGCAACACCUCUCUGCUCAUUUAGUGUACAUGGUGAAGGAUAAAAGGUCAGUACGCUGUCAUGUGUCCUUAGGCGCAUUUAUCGAGUCACUCAAGUUUGGGAUACCUCAGGUUUUUUACUUAAAUGGCAAAACUCACAGAGGUGACUCUAUCAUACAUGCACAAGCACAAUGGCAGACCAUUGACUACGAACAAUGACAGAAAGUAUUGUAAGGUAAUUACAAAGGAAACUGAUAAAAUGAUGGGAUUGCAGCCCUAAAGAGCUGAUUAGUCUCAGUUCUGUGAUUAUGUAAGACUGAUCUCGGUCCAGCUUUAAACAUGAGAUAUUACGGGAGAUUUCUUGGUACCUUAAGAAUCAUAAUUGCUAUAUUAUAAUGAGUGUAGUUUAGAUGAAGACUCAUGAAGGUAUUGUCAUGGACUGCAAUGCUAGGUCAUGAAAUUUGGGAAGCCUGACCAGUUACUUGAAAAAUCAGUGAUGAAUAAUGUAUUGUGAUGAUCGCAUUGUUGGAAAAGUUCUGUGUACUCCUACUUAAUUGGGUCCAAAAAACCAAACAUUUCAUACUGACGACCAUGAAAAAUAUCCAAUAUUUUUGCAUACUAAUAAUAAAGACAAAAUAUUAAUUCAAGAA
Messenger RNA from Colossoma macropomum (tambaqui), 2406 nucleotides. RefSeq names its product nuclear receptor subfamily 2, group F, member 6b (gene nr2f6b). The record is from RefSeq and is a predicted model, not a curated record. Gene Ontology annotation, biological process: cell differentiation; anatomical structure development; negative regulation of transcription by RNA polymerase II. Gene Ontology annotation, molecular function: RNA polymerase II cis-regulatory region sequence-specific DNA binding; zinc ion binding; nuclear receptor activity. Lineage: Eukaryota; Metazoa; Chordata; Actinopteri; Characiformes; Serrasalmidae. The coding region runs from base 442 to 1659 and encodes 405 amino acids. The transcript is spliced from 4 exons.